GAAUUUCCCAGACACCAAACCUAGAGGUCCUAGGGCUUAGGCCGAGAGAUAAGAACGAACUAAGACGAUAAGUCUCUGCCGUUUAAAUCUAAUGACAGUUUUUCUUUCGCGCAAUGUCUGCCCUAGACCCAAAAUAUUAUGACGCCUUGAAAGAGUACAGAUCCGAAAUUAUAAAAUGCAUCGAUGUCAACGAUAUUCUAGGUGAAAUGACCACACUGAUGCCAAAGGACGAAGAACGGAUCAAGGCAGAACUUGAUGUAAGGAGAGGGACCACGCAAUCUGCUUGCAUGGAACUUUUGGAACACAUAAGGAGGAGAGGAAAAGAAUGUUUUUUUGACUUCCUUUUAGCAUUGCAAAUGAACAAGUGUAUGGGGGUGCUAAAUCAAAUUAUAGACCGUGCAAGUUGUAGAGAUGAUUGGGAGAAAUAUUGUGAAACAAAAUUAAGUAGAAAAGGAGAAGUUUCUCAGACAUGUAAAGAGGAGGCUGCAGUGGUUGCUGAGCCAAAUUCUAUUGAUGUUAAGAAAAAAAAACAAGAACCUGUUUCAAAACAUAGGCCUUUUACCAAAGGAAGAAUUACUGGUGAAAUAAUAGCUAAGCAAGUUACUGAGAGCACUAUAACCACCCGACCUCAAGUAGAACCACCUCAAGUGGUACCACCUCAAGUGGUACAACCUCAAGUGAUGACAAAUGCAGCAACCCAGCCAGAUCUUGGAGGCUGUCAAUCAAUCUCUCUAUGUGAUGUCGAGUGGGGUAUUCUAAUAAAGCAAGUACAAAAAGUGGAAUGGUUACAACUGGCCAAAAAAUUUUCCUUCACUGGGCGAGAAAUGAAAGAAAUAAGAAAGAGUGAAAACCAAGAGGACAGAUUUGUGGAAAUAUUGAUAGAUAAAGCAGAUGAGAAAGUAUGGACUUUGGAAACGCUACAAUCCCACAUAAGAGACAUUAAAAAAGAACCUAUAAAGCAAAGUAUACAAGCUGUAGAUGAGAAGUCAAUGCAAGGUCUACCAACUUACGAAGAUGUUGUUGGAAAUAAUUCUUCAGAAUCUCCUGUUUCAUUCAUUACUGAAGAAGCAAGCAAAGGAAGGCCAACAAUUGGAAUGAAUAUUUCUAAAGAGACCUCUGAGCUACCAGUCAUUGAUAAAAGCCAUAUCCAGAAGAAAUCAAAAGAUGUUGAUGGCAAUUUGGAUUUCCAGGGAAAAAAUUUAAACAGUUUAUCAGGCGCAGAUAUUAAAGAUAAUGAUAAGAAGAAUGUCAACAGCGCAGAGCCAAAUAAGAAGCAGACAAUAACUGGCACAAUAUGUAAAAACAGUGCUGGUUUGAUUGAAAAAACAGAAAUCAGAUCUAAUACAGAAGACAUGGAACAAAGACUAGAACCAGUAGCCAGUGUUGACUUUUAUGAUGUCGGAGCUGAAGGGCUGAAAGCAGAAAACGCAGCUGAGAAUUUAAAUCCGGAGGUCACCACAGCAUCUGGAGAACUUCCAAGUGUACAAGCCAGUGCCAUUGCAGAAAAACUGACACCAGAGCCAGUAGCCAGUGUUGACGAGCCAGUAGCCAGUGUUGACUUUUAUGAAGGCACAGGCGAAGCAGGCGAUAAAUUUAAUGCAGCAGAAAAUGUAGGUGAAGUUGGAGCAGUCCACACAAGAGGUGAAGAACUUCAUGCAGGUGUUCAAGUCACUGCCACUGUAGAAACUUAUGAACCAGAACCAGUAGCCAGUGUUGACUUUUAUGAAGGCACAAGUGAGGGACUGAAGGCAGGUGCAGAACUUGAAGCAGCUGAAAAUAGUAAUGUUGGUGAACAAAAAAUUUCAAAUAAAGACAUCAACACAGGAGGUAAAGAACUUCAUUCAGGUGCCACUGUAAAAACUUGGGAACCGGAACCGGAACCAGAAACAUUAGCAACUCUUGGUUAUGAAGACACAGGUGAGGGACUGAAAGCAGGGCCAGAACUUGAAGCAGCUGAAAAUCAGAAUAUAAGAGAAACUCAUUUUUCAUAUCAGGAACUCAACACAGUGGGUGAAGAACUCAGUGCAAUAUUACAAGGCACUACCAUUGCAGAAACCUUGAAAUUAGAACAAGCAAGUCUAAAUGUAAAUGAACCUAAAUUUCCAGAUCAAGAAGUCAACACAGCAGGUGGGAAACUUCAUGCAGGUAUUAAAUCCAAUGCCAAUGUAAAAACUUGGGAACCAGAACCAGAAUCAGUAGCAACUCUUGGUUAUGAAGAUACAGGUGAGGGACUGAAGGCAGGUGAGGAACUUGAAGCAGCGGAAAAUCUGAAUUUACUUAAACAUAAAGGAGGUGAAGACCUUAACGGAGGUGUUCAAGCCAGUGCCUCUCUAGAUAGUUGGGAACUAGAUCCAAGCGAGUUGACAGAACUCUUGGAAGCAGGUAGCUCGCAUUAAUAUUUAGUACAAGUACUGUACAAGCACUGGUGGCCCUGGACAGGGGGCUCAGCUGGCCGAGUUUAGAAAUUAAAAAAGAAUGCGGGAAAAGGAAAAUUGCACUCCAAUUGAAGUUAGAGAGUGCCAUAAUUUUACGCUAUGUUGGAGCUGACAUAGGUCAACUGUUCACCUAGAUCCGCCACUUAUAUUUGGAGGUGAAGGAAGCAAAUAAUCUGACUCGGGUCUGACAAUUUCUAGUGGUGCCAGAAGGACUCCUAGAAAAAUUGGGUCGUUUUGGGCCAUAUGUGGGCUGUUUUGAGGAUUUGAAUGUAUUGUGCCUAAAGAUAUCUUUUUGUUUAAUUUAUUUUUUGUUUUGUCUGACAAAAUAGUGAUAUGGGCAUAGGCUGUCGGAUGGGAUGAGGUGGGGUGGGGGUGGUUGGUACUGUAAUGUGGUGCUGCCAUUGAGAAUCAUGUAGCCGGUGGUUGGUACUGUAAUGUGGUUCUGCCAUUGAGAAUCAUGUAGUUACUUUUCACUCUAAAAAAAUAUCAAAUUCCAAGACACAAUUAUUUUGUUAAUUAUUGGUAUUUUUAUAUAUAAUAAUAUAAUAUAUCGACAACUAGACCUCAUGUCCUUUGGUCAAGUUAUACAUUUUAUCGUGCUAGCAAGUUUUUUAAAUGUAUUAAUAUUAGUGGAAGUAUUGUAUUUGUUUAGGUGAUUCCAGAUUGCAAAUAGAUGGAUGCCACUUAACUUCCCUGUUAAUUGGCAAUAAAACAGUUGCUUUUUAGGUGACAGGGGAGAUGCAAUCAUAGUUUAUAAAAUUUAAAUAUAUAAUUAAAGUG
Molecule: messenger RNA, 3215 nt
Organism: Anneissia japonica
Lineage: Eukaryota; Metazoa; Echinodermata; Crinoidea; Comatulida; Comatulidae
Product: enolase-phosphatase E1-like
Exons: 6
Coding region: 114-2396 (760 amino acids)
Biological process (GO): regulation of apoptotic process
Source: RefSeq, a predicted model, not a curated record